Electrophorus electricus (electric eel) is the source of this 3229-nucleotide messenger RNA. It is a transcript of the gene wnt4b, whose product is annotated as wingless-type MMTV integration site family, member 4b. NCBI's taxonomy places the organism in Eukaryota, Metazoa, Chordata, Actinopteri, Gymnotiformes, Gymnotidae. Gene Ontology annotation, cellular component: extracellular region. Gene Ontology annotation, biological process: neuron differentiation; canonical Wnt signaling pathway; cell fate commitment. The record is from RefSeq and is a predicted model, not a curated record. Gene Ontology annotation, molecular function: frizzled binding; cytokine activity.
GAGGAACCCCCCUCACACACACACACACACUGUUCUGCGUAAGCACUGAUGUUUGAGGUCACACACAGUGUUCUCUGCUAACAGUAAUAAUGAGGCCAAACCUAUCUCUCUCUCUGUCACUCCUAAUACAGUCUGACCCAUUGCCUUUCCUCUGUCCCCAUCCCUCACUCCCUCUCUCUCUCCCUCUCUUUCUGUCCAUGCCUCCUUUAUAACUGGCUUCUUACCAUCUCCACCACCACUCAUCCUCCACGAUUCUACUACGACAGUCAGUGUUUGGAGAACGGAUUGAAACAAACACUUAAGACACAUGUGCUUCUCCAGCAUAAGGAUACACUUUAACCGCAUCGCGUCUGGUUAGAGUUCACUGGUCUACUUCUUUGGAAGCCUACAUAGCAUAGAUAGUGUGAGAUAAAUAGAACUGCAAUAUGAUAAAAAACACUUUUAUAAAAGGAUAAAAAAGAAAUAUUCAUAACCUGCUUGGUUAAAAUCGCUGGCUUUUGGGACAUAUGAUUCUGCUGGAUCUAAUGAGUGACUUUAAAAGGUAAAUCUGGAUUGAUUUCUCUGUGGCCUGGGCUUUGAGCACAGGCAGGCUGGCCGCCGGUCCGAGCAGAGCGGCAGAAGACACGUUCUUUACUGAUUAUGAGGGGACAAUCCCCAACACAGAGACUAAGACAAUAAGACAGGAAGACCCACGGCUCCACACCUGCAGCGUGUCCUUCCCCCAGCACAAGACCACCUUGCAGACCGAGUGACAAGCAGUCUGAUGCCCACUGUCUCCUCUGUGAAUCACACGGGACGACUCCUCCUGCUGUUGCUAUGGGCAACCCACCUUUCCAUGGCGACCAACUGGCUUUCUCUGAUGCGGUUGCCGCGCUCUCGCCCGAUUUCAGGCGUUGGGUCAUGCGGUCGCCUGAGGGGUCUCUCGGCAGGGCAGGUGGGGGUGUGCCGUGCGCGGGGGGAGGUUAUGGAAUCUGUACGGAGAGCUGCAGAGAUGGUCAUCGAAGAGUGCCAGCACCAGUUCCGUAACCGUCGUUGGAACUGCUCUACUACACCUCGUGGCAUUAACGUGUUUGGUCGGGUCAUGAACCAAGGCACGCGGGAGGCAGCAUUCAUGCAUGCUCUGUCCUCUGCUGCGGUGGCUGUUGCAGUGACACGGGGCUGCAGCAGGGGGGAGCUAGAGAGGUGUGGCUGUGACCGGAAGGUGAGAGGGCUCAGCCCAGAAGGGUUCCAGUGGUCAGGCUGUUCCGAUAAUCUGUCCUAUGGUGUGGCGUUCUCACAGACGUUUGUGGAUGAGCCAGAGCGUGCAAAGGGUACGUCAUCAGGGCGACCACUAAUGAACAUCCACAAUAAUGAGGCCGGGCGAAAGGCUAUCCUCCACAACAUGCAGGUGGAGUGUAAGUGUCAUGGUGUUUCAGGCUCCUGUGAGCUCAGGACCUGCUGGAAGGUCAUGCCCCCGUUCCGGCGUGUCGGUGUUGUGCUGAAGGAGCGCUUUGAUGGAGCCACAGAGGUGCGUCUCACACGGGUAGGCUCACGCACUGCUCUACUGCCGAAGGACUCCCAGGUAAAGCCCCCGUCUGCCCGUGACCUGGUCUACCUGGCCCCCUCCCCAGACUUUUGCAAACUAGAUCCCGAAAACGGCAUCCCAGGGACAGCAGGACGCCGCUGCAACGGGACGUCACGCCUAGCGCCAGAUGGCUGUGAGCUGGUGUGUUGUGGACCGGGCUUUCGAGCCGGACGGGCUGAAGUGGUCCAGCGCUGCUCCUGCAAGUUCUCCUGGUGCUGCUCGGUCAGGUGUCAGCAGUGCAAAAACACUGUGCUCAUUCACACCUGCAGAGAGUGAUUGACUCGCUCGCUCUCUCUCUCUCUCUCACACACACACACACACACACACACACACACACAGAAACACACUAAGUCUGCAAUGACCCAGAUAUCCCUCUCACUUGCUUAUACACAAAAACACACAUAACUUCCUAAAAAGCCAUUUAAGAAAUGUUUAACCUAUGUACUAGAAUCCACCCCUUUUAGAUUAAUACUUGUAAACUAGUUUCUAGAGGUGGGGUUUCGGUUUGAAGCACAGCAGUGCCAUGCAUUGUUCAUGUGUUUCUGCAGAGUCCGCAGGCUGUGUUGGUAUUUUGACCUAUAGUAAUAUGCUUCCACCUGGUGGUGUAGUAGAGAUCUGCCUACACAGCCUUUUCUCCAGGAAUGAGUUAAAACCAGCUUUAAAAACAGAACAAUUCCUCUAAAGAGUCAUUUUGGAAGAGCUGACAAACUAAUGUGUGGAUUUCACCCAGUGCCACUGGCACACUGCAAAUGUAUCUCCAAACUCCAGACUCAGAUCAGCCAGCCACUCCUAUGCCAACACAUGAGGCCCAGCUCAGAUGACAGGGGGUUCAAAUUACACUGAAGAUCUCUCAGUGUGACAGUAGGGUCAAAUUACACUGAAGAUCUCUCUCACACACAAAGUAGUUAUUCUUAACUCAUACUGCUGUACCCCCAACCUACUUAAGAGUUAUGUGCAAAUUAACCCUGUUGCUUUAGUAUAUAAUAGCACUAUACAUUUAGACUAGGGUCAUUUAAAAAUAGCCAGUGCCUAUAAUUUCUCUUCAGUGUUACCCUCUGACCCUCAUUAUUUAUUUGAAUGCCACUACUGUUUGCUGCUGCAGCUGCAUGUUGUCUCUCUGCACACCUCACGUGUGAACGUGGUCUUUCUGCACGCCUGUCUCACAUGUGAGCGUGUUGUCUCUCUGCACACCUGUCUCACUGCUGUAAUAAACUGCUCUUCACACCCAAACGCUGGCUCGCUCUGUGGCAGCACACCUACCACCCGACCUAUGACUGCUACAUCAGUCAAUAUGACUGUUGCAGGAAUAGUUUACAAAUAUUUAUCCACUGAACAUGAUAAGUAGGGCUAAUAAAACAUCAGAGCUUUCAUGUGAGUUGUAUCACUUUUAUUACAAAUAUAGUGAGAUACAAACAUCACAGAGCUGAACUAAAGUUUUAAAGGCCAGUUUAAAUGUAUACUUUGUUUUUAAACUGUUAUUUAAAAAUAGCACAUUUCAAACUGUUACAUCAGUAAAUCACAAUCAAAAAAUAGGUCUAUUAAAAGGAAAACAAAAAAGGUUUCAAACCAUAUCACCUCUAAACUCAUUAACCUGAAAGGGAGAAAACACCUUUAUUACAGUACAUUAUAUUGAGGGCCUCACUCAGGAAAUGCUGCACCCUGUAG